GAUGGUUUUCACUAUCAUCUAUACUUGAUCCCAAGAGACCUGAAAUUACUCCACUCAUUGAUUACUUCCAGUAAUUAGUCCUCCAUGGCAGACCCUCUUUCGCUGCUGGGUCUGGCAGCCGGCCUCGUCUCCCUCGGCCUGCAGACCUGCAGCGGCAUCACAACGUACCUCGGCGCCAUCAAAUGCCGUGCAGAGGACAUUACGUCAAUCAGACGCCAGAACUACGCCCUGAAUAGCGUCCUGCAAGCCAUAGAACCGUCGCUAUCCCGCCUGCCAUCCGACCAUCAAGCGUCUGUGGCCGCAGUGCAAAGUUGCUUCCAAUCCUGUGAGACGGAGCUCAAGGCUCUGAAGACCUUGGUCGACGGACUUGCUCACAAUAACGCGUCAAACGCUACCGUCAAGGACAGAAUCAAGGGCCAGGCGAAGAAGCUAAGCUAUCCCUUCAACCGCCAGAAGCUCCAGCAGUUGGAAAGCAGAUUGAACCAGGCCAACGCCGGAUUACAGCUGGCCUUGCAGAGUUUAGGACUGGACUUAUCUUGCUUAAGCGCGCAGGAAACCACGGCAAUCGUCGAAUCGACCAAUGCCGCCCUCUCCGCCGGUCUCUUGACCAUUCAGUCGGAGGUCGCCACACUUCAUACACCUCUCAUGGAGAUCCGCGGAGGCUUGCCUGAACUCCAGCGAGGCGUUGAAUCCGUCAGCAAUCUCCUCUCACUUGAGAUAGGAACCAUGUCGACCGUGGUCAUGGAAAGCAAUCGUGCCUUAAAAGACGACACUCGAGCUACGCGGAGAUGCGUAGACCUAUCGUUGAGAUCGCAGCAGGAGCAACUUCAUAGGAUUGAAAGUCAGCUCAACAGCCUCUGUGGGGAGCUGGAUCUUAGUCAGAUCUCGCGCAAGAACCGAGACCGGGCGAGCGAGACUGAAAACGUCCUUCUUAGUCGACUACUCGGCAAACCCGGCAACCUGAGGCAGAUUUGCGACCAAGUUUCGGUCCACAGCGGCUUCGCAAGAGCAAAUCCAGGAAACACCAACAGCCCUAUCUUCACGAUCCCUCCAGACAGUGCGGCCCUUCAAACAAGCAGAGUUGCGUCAUCUCUGGCGGCGAAUUGUCCAGCAUGCUCUUGUCCUAGGCCUCAGCGGUUUUCUUCCGUCAAGAGCAUCCGAUUGGGAUCGCUGUGCCUCUACGAUGAAUCAUCCGCCGAGGAGCAUUUCCCAGGCUGCCCUGCUUCCCGAGCCAACACGAAAGGCCAUCGCCGAGCGGUUGGCGUGAGGUAUUUUGGCCUAACUAACGUCUUACAACAGGCCAUCCAAAUUUCACUCGCCGCGACUUCCGGCGCAGGCGGCCGAAGUUUUAGUCCGACUUUUGCCUACUACCCCACCGUCGACGAAUGCACUGCUCCAGCCUUUCGCAUAGUAGAACUCAUCUUCACGGCUUCCGACGCUACCCUGCUCGAUUGGGAUGCGUUUGUGGCAUCUGCCUUGACUAAGUUAUUGAAGCUUUUCCGCGAGCAUAGGGCCUCACCGCGUGCAGUUGACUCCAAGAACUGGACUUUAAGCCACUAUAUAACUUACACGAUGUCCAACCUGGCCACAUUCCGUCCAAGGCAUUCUUUAGGUCCGUUGCUGGUGCUGUUUGAAGCGCUAGUUCGGCAAGGUGUUCCGGCCUGUAGCCUUGGCCUAAAUGGCGAGACGCCGUUGGCGCGCGUAGCAGAAAUAAAGGCACCCUACAAUCUUGCCGUUGCUAGUAUCGUUGAUAAGUCGACAGCCGAACCGGACAUGCCUGGGUUCCAGGAAUACCUCGGUUUCCCUCGCAUCCCUGAGUUUCUUCAUGUCCUCCGCUGUUAAACAGCAUUGCGGAAGCAUUUGGUUGCGGACCCUUGAGCUUGGCCGUCCUUGCAAACGACUUGGACGCCGUCAAGGAUUUGUUGGCAAAAUCCCCCUCUGCAAUCUAUGAGCGUAACGCCAUGGGCCAGACGCCCUUCCACCUCGCAGCAGAAAAUCCUCGUUGCUUGGGAGUGCUUAUU
Molecule: messenger RNA, 2021 nt
Organism: Phialemonium atrogriseum
Lineage: Eukaryota; Fungi; Ascomycota; Sordariomycetes; Cephalothecales; Cephalothecaceae
Exons: 6
Coding region: 85-1842 (585 amino acids)
Source: RefSeq, a predicted model, not a curated record